GUCAUCCGUUAGUGACGCUGAGACCAUAGAGCUGUGCACUGUGCUCCGGGCCGUUCCUGUAAGACGACAUUUGAAAAACAACCAAACGCUGUGCAAGAAUCCCUCACAGGACAGGUCGUAAUCAUGGCAGAAGGAGACAACAAAAGCUCAAACAUGCUCGCGCAGGAAACGGCCCAGUUGGAGGAGCAGCUUCAGGGCUGGGGGGAGGUGAUCCUGGCCGGGGAUCAGGUGGUGCGCUGGGAGAAGCCCUGGUUCCCUGGUGCCCUGAUCGGAGCUACCACUCUGGUCUUCAUGCUCAUUUACUAUUUGGAUCCCUCCGUGCUGACGGGGCUCUCCGGCUCGGUCAUGUUGCUGUGCCUGGCUGACUACCUGGUGCCCACCCUGGCCCCCCGCAUCUUUGGCUCACACAAAUGGACCACGGAGCAGCAGCAGCGUUUCCACGAGAUCUGCGGCAACCUGGUGAAGACCCAGCGGCGCGUGCUGGGCUGGUGGAAGCGCCUGUUCACCCUGAAGGAGGAGAAGCCCAAAGCGUACUUUGCCCUGGUGAUCAGCAGCCUGCUGGCCAUGGCCUUCAUCGGACAGCAAGUGCACAACCUCUUCCUCACCUACCUGAUCGUGAGCUUCCUGCUGCUUCUGCCCGGGAUGAACCAGCACGGCGUCAUCACCAAGUACACGGCCAUGGCCAAGAGGGAGAUCAACAAGCUGCUCAAGCAGAAGGAGAAGAAGACCGAGUGAGGACCGCGGCCCGAGGGCUCCGGAAGGAUGGAACUGUUGCGCAAGAAAGAACGGAUGAUAAGGUUUUAAGUUUAUUGAAGGCCAGAUGAGGAACAAGGAAGUUGUGGUGGUUGAGUUUAUUUUUUUUUGUUAAAAUAAGAAAAAACACAAAAAACAA
Molecule: messenger RNA, 892 nt
Organism: Gadus chalcogrammus (walleye pollock)
Lineage: Eukaryota; Metazoa; Chordata; Actinopteri; Gadiformes; Gadidae
Gene: arl6ip1
Product: ADP-ribosylation factor-like 6 interacting protein 1
Exons: 6
Coding region: 124-735 (203 amino acids)
Source: RefSeq, a predicted model, not a curated record